AUGCUUGAUCCAAAUCAUCUAUCGACGAACAACAAUAUUAGUAGACAACAAAGUUUUAAAUUCUUGGUUGUUGAUUCAGGACCUUUGAUUAAAGGUGUUGAUGUUCGUCAUUUAGCCGAGAAGAUUUAUACUGUACCAGAAGUACUUUUGGAAAUUCGUGACAAACAUUCCCGCGAUUUUUUAACACAAAUUUCUUUUGACAUUGAAACUAUACGUCCCGAUAGCGAGGCUUUGAAUGAAGAUUAUGCAAGUUUAUCUGCCAUUGAUCUGAGAGUUUUGGCAUUAACAUAUAUGCUUGAAGUUCAAGUAAAUGGUGCGGAACGAUUACCCGGAAAUGAUACACAAUUUGGUAACAAUCAUAAAAAUUUGAAAAAAGUUGAAAAUGGUACACAAUUUGGUGAUAAUAAUAAAAACUUGAAAAAGGUUGAGAAUGAAAAAGUUGAAAAUGAAAAGGUUGAGAAUGAGGAGGUUAAAAAUGAGGAAGUUGAAAAUGAAAAGGUCGAAAAUGAGGAAGUUGAAAAUGAAAAGGUUGAAAAUGAAACAAUUGAAAAUGAAAAGGUUGAAAAUAAAAAGGUUGAAAAUGAAAAAAUUGAAAAUGAAAAGGUUGAAAAUGAAAAGGUUGAAAGUGAAAAGGCUGAAAAUGAUACAUACACUUAUAAUAUAAUAAAAUAUCAGGAAAAAGAGCAAAAUUUUGAGAUAAAAACAAAGAAAGAUGAAGAUGCGAAUAUUAAAUAUUCAAUACCAAACCCAAAAGGUGGUCGUCAAGCCAACAAUCUUAUUCUUCGCGAAGAUCAAAAAGAGUAUCAAAAUGCCUUGAAGAGUCAUCGUAAGCAAAAAGAAGUGGAUAUAUUUGAUCCUGAUUAUGUUCCUAAACUUUUCAUUGGAUCAGAAUUUUCCACUUCUUGUGGAGUUCCAGUGAUUGGUUAUGGUCGUAGAAAUCCUAACGAAGCCAUACGAGGAAAGGGGAAAGGAAAGAAAAGACGAUGA
Messenger RNA from Racocetra fulgida, 987 nucleotides. NCBI's taxonomy places the organism in Eukaryota, Fungi, Glomeromycota, Glomeromycetes, Diversisporales, Gigasporaceae. The record is from the annotation of a GenBank genome assembly.